AUGGCCGAGAGACGCUUCAGCCUGGCCAGGCUGCUCAAGAGGAAACAAAAGAAGGCAGGCCCUGGGCCUGCCCCAACAGAGCAGCCUGAAGAGAUGGAGCAGCCCCAGCCCCUGCAGGAAGAUCCAGGCCGGCACAGGACACAACAGCAGGACCGUGCCCGUGGCCACUUCUGCAGGGCAGUACAGGCCUUCCUGACAUCCUGGAGGCGUAGAGGGGCCAGGAUCACACCAGCUGUGGUCGUGGCACAGCCGGACCCCACGCCGAGUGAGCUCAAACCAGAGCCUGAUGUCGGCACCGUGUCGACUGAUGGCAGAGCCAACGGUGACAGUGCGGUUACUGAUGAGGUGACAAACUCCAGCACCGCGCUGCCAGAGCUCACCACAGAGGCUGAGGGUGCAACGGCUGAGGAUAACGCAGACACUGACAGCACAUGCAUUGAGUGCCUGCCUGAUGCUGCCAGUGUCGAGGAUCUCUGGGAGGAAGUCGUCUCUGCUGAGGCAGCCAUGGAGCCAGCCAGAGAUAUGGAGCAGAGACCCCCCCGAGUGCCCAAGCUGGCCUGGGUAGAGGAGGAGGAGCAGGAAAUCCCUGGGCCUGCCCCAGCCCAGCAGCCUGAAGAGGUGGAGCAGUCCCAGCCCCUGCAGGAAGAUGCAGACCGGGACAGCAUUGCAGACACCCCCAGCGGGCCCUCUCAGAGCGAGAAUUAUGCUCCCACUGGGGAUGUUUCUGAGGAGAAUGGUGUCUCUGAUGCAAAGCAAGUGCCAGCCUUCGUGAGGAACAUGCAGCAGGCACUGAAAGGCAACGGCAGUCCAGAAGAGGAGCUGCUCACGCAGUUUCUGAGAGUGACCAAGGCAUACCCUGCUGAUGUUGUGGUCACCCUCCUGCGCUGUGCCCCCUGUGACAGAGCUGCUGCCAGCAUGUGGAGGACCAUCGCCUCGUCGGGAAUGGCACUGAAGAAGGUGCUGCCAGAGUUGCUUUGUGUGAUGGAGGACUGGCCAUUGCACAGCACGUCCACCUCCAAUGGGGACAACACGCCUGUCUUUGCUCUGGCUGCAACCAGGGUGAUCUGGGAGAUCCUCCAGAUGAUCCGGUGCCCAGGGCCAUUGGUGGAGUACUCCCCCCAUCUCCUCGUGGCUCUGCUCUUCCAAAUUCUUGUCAGCACAGAGCAGAUGCCAGAGGAGGUCGACACCUUCUGGAGGGGAUGCCAGGAGCAACAGAACCUUCCCACCAAGCCCAGCAGGUUUGCAGUGGUGACCAUAAAGGCCCUGCUUUGCCAUCUCAAAUGUGAGGAUGUGGUGUUUUCAAUGGAACGCAAGUGUGGCUGGGACACGCUCCUCAGGCCUGACACCCACCACUACGCAGUGGGUCUGCUGGCCAGGGAGAUCCGCCGUGUCUCCAGCCCCUUGUGUUCCUGGAUCACAUUCCACCUGCUGGAGCUGCAGGGCAGGGAGGAGCCCCGCUUGGAACUCCCCACUGUGGCAUUCCUUGUGGAGGUCCUGGACUGGGUGGACGUGAGUGAAUGGGGAGACAGCCUUGUGCAGAUGCUUUCAAGGCACCUCCGGAGCGAGUGCCCAGAGAGGCGUCGCCUGGCACUCAGAGCUCUUGUGGUGCUGAGCAAGGAUCCUGCGAUGGCUGACGGUGUGUGGACUCUGACACAAAGCCUCACGCAGCUACUGUGGGAUGCAGAUGAAGAGCUGGUCAGGAUGGCUCUCUCUGUAUUCCUCAAUGAAGUUCGGGGCAGACACACCCCAAUCUCCACCCUCACUGCCCAGGAGCUGGCUGAGGCACUCCCAACACUCUUUGGCUACGAGAACAUCCGUGUGCAACUGCUCUCCGUUCGCCUCUUCCGUAAGGUCUUGAAGUUGGUAGCGGAGGAGGGAAAACAAGAGCUGCAGACACACGUGAUCCCGAGCCUGAUCCCACUCUUCUUCCUCUCGAAUGAUGAGAACGAGGAUCUGGCAGACGCCUCUUGGGAAGCGCUGAUUCGUGCUUUCAGGUUCCUGAGGAGAAGGCAUCUCAAGAACCUGCUGGAGGCGGACAAGCCCUGGUGGUUCUGCGACUGCCUGGUGGAAAGCGAGAAGGAAAGAGUGGUGGAAUUCAUGUGGCAAGCUCUGCCAUACGUGGAGAGCCCGCAGGAGCCCCUGAAAGAGAUUGCCCUCAGGUUCAUAGGGAUUGCUGCCAAGUACCUGAGAAAGGGGGAGGAGGAGGAUGAGUUCAUCACAGAGGUCAUCACUGAGGUAGGAGGAUUUCUUUGGGUCGCUCCGCAGCGCAGGGCCCUUCAGCCCCGGCCCCGCUCCAGCCGCGCGUUGCGCGGGGAGUCCGCGCUGGAGCGCACGGCGGAGCCGGGCAGCGGGACGCGCUCGUGGCUCGGGAGCAGCGGCAGCCGCGUGGGGAUCCGGAUGGCCCUGCCCGCCGCCACGGCCGCCCGUCACCCCUCACUGCCACCCGCGGCCCCUCAGCCCGCCCGCGUCCCGAUGGAGAAGAGACCUCCCUGGGAGGAGGACAGGGCUCCCCAGGAGAGCAGCCCUUCAGUGGUGACCAUGGUGCAGCCCCUGCAGACAGAUGCCAGCUGGUUACCUCUGUCCAGAGAGGAACAGGAAGCCUUGGAUUUCUUGCAGGCCAACAACCCCAACCAGCUGCAGGACAAGGAGCACAAGCUGCAGUUUCUGGAGAGCAUCUGCACCCUGAGCAGAACUGCCGGGGACGGUGGCUGGUGCCUGGAUAUCUUGUGGCACAGACAUGAGCUGGUGUAG
Messenger RNA from Myiozetetes cayanensis, 2751 nucleotides. RefSeq names its product maestro heat-like repeat-containing protein family member 6. Gene Ontology annotation, cellular component: cytoplasm. The record is from RefSeq and is a predicted model, not a curated record. Lineage: Eukaryota; Metazoa; Chordata; Aves; Passeriformes; Tyrannidae.